CGCCGUAAUGCUAUAUGUAACUGUCGCCGAUAUCAACAGUCUGAAUUACACAAGCAGCAGUAAAGGCCAAAAAAAGAAAAAUGAAGUUCACCGCUACUAGUGCUACCAUACGCUUACUCGGAGGAGCUCUCUCUCUACUCCACAUCCUCCUCUUCCUCCUCAUGGCGACUCGCAUCUCUCUCUCUCGCGCCAUUCAAUUCCCUCUCCUCCAACCCAUCUGCUUUCGCCGCUCUCCUCUUCGCCUUUACCCCAAACAUCUCCACAAAUGCCCUCCCUGUCCCCUCUGGUCCUCCUCCUCCUUCUCCCGCUGCCUUCGUCUCCGCCGCAACUCUCCUCCUCCUCCUCCUUCCGCCGCCAUCCGCUCCUUCUCCUCCGCCGCCCUAUCCGAUUCUACCAGGACGUUUCCAACCGCCGACGACAAUCCUCUCUUGAAGGACUUCGUUUUCCCGCCCUUCGAUUCCAUCGAGCCCAACCACGUUCGCCCGGGGAUUCGUGCCUUGCUCAAGAAACUCGGGAGUGAACUGGUUGAAUUGGAGAAGACGGUGGAGCCGUCGUGGCCGAAGCUGGUUGAGCCUUUGGAGAAGAUUAUGGAUCGGUUGGUGGUGGUUUGGGGGGCUGUUAAUCAUCUUAAGUCCGUUAAAGAUAAUCCUCAACUCCGUUCCGCCAUUGAAGAAGUUCAGCCAGAGAGAGUUGAGUUUGGGCUUAAGUUGGGGCAGAGUAAACCACUUUAUAAUGCAUUUAAAGCUAUCCGUGAAUCUUCUGAUUGGGAAGCACUCAGUGAUGCUCGUAAACGUAUAAUUGAAUCUUCAAUAAAGGAGGCAAUUCUUAGUGGUGUCUCUCUUGAAGAUGAUAAAAGAAACCAAUUUAACAAAAUUCAACAGGAGUUGGCAAGACUAUCUCAAAAAUUUGGGGAGAAUGUUUUGGAUGCCACAAAGAAGUUUGAAAAAUUAAUAAUAGACAAGAAUGAGAUUGAAGGAUUGCCAGCCACUGCUCUAGGAUUAGCUGCACAAACAGCUGUAUCAAAGGGCCAUGAAAACGCUACAGCUGAAAAUGGGCCAUGGAUGAUUACUUUGGAUGCUCCAAGUUUCUUGUCUGUGAUGCAACAUGCUCGAAACCGAGCUUUGCGCGAGGAAGUCUAUUGUGCUUAUUUAACCCGUGCUUCUAGUGGAGAUCUAGACAAUACUGGAAUUAUUGACCAAAUUUUGAAGCUUAGGUUGGAAAAGGCUAAGCUUCUUGGCUACAGUAAUUAUGCUGAGGUAAGCAUGGCUACCAAAAUGGCUACUGUUGAUAAAGCAGAAGAGCUCCUAGAAAAGCUUCGAAGUGCUUCUUGGAAUGCUGCUGUCCAAGAUAUGGAAGACCUCAAACAGUUCUGCCGAACUCAAGGUGCCCCCGAAGCUAAUGAUUUGAGCCAUUGGGACAUCAGCUUCUGGAGUGAGAGGCUUCGUGAGUCAAAAUAUGAAAUAAAUGAGGAAGAAUUACGCCCGUAUUUCUCAUUGCCUAAAGUUAUGGAUGGCCUUUUCAACUUGGCAAAGAUGCUCUUUGGGAUUGAUAUUGAACCAGCCGAUGGUUUAGCUCCGGUUUGGGACAAGGCUGUGAGAUUCUACUGUAUCAAAGAUUUUUCAGGCAAUGCAAUUGCGUACUUCUAUUUUGAUCCAUAUUCUCGUCCAUCUGAAAAACGGGGAGGUGCAUGGAUGGAUGAAGUUGUUGCUCGAAGUCGUGUAUUUUCACGAGAUGGUAGCUCACCUAGGUUGCCUGUUACUCACAUGGUGUGCAAUCAAAUGCCACCAGUGGGGGACAAACCAAGCCUUAUGACAUUCCGUGAGGUUGAGACAGUCUUCCAUGAGUUUGGUCAUGCACUUCAGCAUAUGCUGACGAAACAGGAUGAGGGUCUAGUGGCUGGUAUCCGAGGCAUAGAGUGGGAUGCUGUUGAAUUACCUUCUCAAUUUAUGGAAAAUUGGUGUUAUCAUAGGGAUACUUUGAUGGGCAUAGCGAAGCACUACGAAACUGGAGAGAGUCUCCCUGAAGACAUAUAUAAGAAGCUCCUUGCAGCCCGAACUUACCGUGCAGGCUCCAUAAGUCUUCGUCAGUUGAGAUUUUCAUGUCUUGAUCUGGAGCUGCAUACCAAGUAUGUUCCUGGCGGAUCAGAAUCAAUCUUUGAUGUUGAUCAGAGGGUUAGUAAAAGAACAGAAGUGAUUCCUCCAUUGCCAGAGGACAGAUUUCUUUGCGGUUUUACCCAUAUAUUUGCAGGUGGAUAUGCUGCUGGAUACUACAGUUACAAGUGGGCAGAGGUGUUGUCUGCAGAUGCUUUCUCAGCAUUUGAGGAUGCUGGAUUAAAUGAUGAGAAGGCUGUCAAGGAAACAGGGCACAGGUUCCGAGAUACUGUACUUGCUCUCGGAGGUGGAAAAGCACCAUUAGAGGUUUUUGUGGAAUUCCGAGGGCGUGAACCUUCUCCGGAAGCACUGCUCAGACACAAUGGGCUAUUGGAAGUCUCAGCCUCUGUUUAAAAUGUCAAUGACGAAUUCACCAUGAAGCUCUGAAAACCUUCCCUAAUAUUUGUUUCAUAGUUCACUUUUUUCUAUUUUUUGAUAUAGUGGAGGCCGAAGCCUACGGGAGGGGGGAGUUUAGAGAGUCAUAACUUGAACACCUAACCUCCUAACGACAGGCAAAGGUUAUGGCCAAGUAGGCUAGCCCCAGUUGGUAUUUUUACUUCAUAGUUCAUUACAGAUAGGCUAAAUUGGAUAUCCAACUGCCUCCAUCCAUUGUAGAGGAUGUUUUGGCAACUAGUGCACAAAAACUAGCUUUCUUGCUAGCAAUUAAUUUCAGCAUUGAUGAGUUACUCUCUACUAGUUUUUAAAAGCUGGUGGUGAACAAAGAAAUAGUAAAGAUGGAUACCAAAAGAAUAAGCAAACUAUAAAAUGACGACCCUUUUGUUAA
Messenger RNA from Camellia sinensis, 2934 nucleotides. RefSeq names its product putative cytosolic oligopeptidase A. Lineage: Eukaryota; Viridiplantae; Streptophyta; Magnoliopsida; Ericales; Theaceae. Gene Ontology annotation, molecular function: metalloendopeptidase activity. The record is from RefSeq and is a predicted model, not a curated record. Gene Ontology annotation, biological process: proteolysis; peptide metabolic process.